Molecule: messenger RNA, 4380 nt
Organism: Apiotrichum porosum
Lineage: Eukaryota; Fungi; Basidiomycota; Tremellomycetes; Trichosporonales; Trichosporonaceae
Exons: 3
Coding region: 1-4380 (1459 amino acids)
Biological process (GO): transmembrane transport
Cellular component (GO): membrane
Molecular function (GO): ABC-type transporter activity; ATP binding; ATP hydrolysis activity
Source: RefSeq, a predicted model, not a curated record
AUGGAUCCGUCCACGGAGAAACCGUUUGCCGCUGACGGCACCACACGCUCAGAGGAGGCUACCCUGCGUUCGGAGGCUCCCAGUGUCAGCGCCAGCUACGCUGAGAAGGACGAGGAGCGCUGGACGUAUGGUGCUCAAAUCCAGGCCGACCAGGCUGCCCUCGAGGCUCGCGGUCUUCCUGGCACCCGCGACCUGUCCUUGAUCUGGAACCACCUCUCCGUCCGUGGUGUUGGUGGUGCCGAUGACGUCGUGUUCGCCCCGGACCUCGGUGCGAUUGCUGCCCCCUGGCUCGUGGCCAAGGCCAACAAGCGCGUGGAGGCGUACACCGCCCGUCGCCGCGAGCGCGACCCACACAACAAGAUGGUGUGGCGACCCGAGAUGGGAACGCCAAAGAAGGGCGAGCCCGGACUCCGCAAGGGCCAGCGCUACCUGUUCCACGACUUUAGCGGUUCGCUCUCGCCUGGCGAGACCAUGCUCGUCGUCGGCCGUCCCGGGUCGGGAUGCACGACGUUUCUCAAGUCCCUCGCGGGCUUGACGGGCUCGUACGCCGGUGUCGAGGGUUCCGUGCAGUACGGUGCCCUCGAGGCAGGCAGCAAGGAGAUGAAGUCCAUGUCUGGCGACGUGGCCUUUGUCGCCGAGAACGACGAGCACGACCCCAACCUCACCGUGUCCCGCACGAUGGACUUUGCCCUCCGCACACAGACACCUGCAGAGGGUGCGCGUGCGCUGGAUCCCGAGACGGGCAAGCCCAUCACCCCCGAGCAGUGGCAGCACAAGACCAAGCUCGACGUGCUGCGUGCCUUCCACAUCGAGCACACCCUCCCUACAAAGGUCGGCGACUCGUACGUCCGCGGCGUGUCUGGCGGCGAGCGCAAGCGCGUGUCGCUCGCCGAGUGCCUCACCACCGGUGCGCAGAUCACCAUGUGGGACGGCGCCACCCGCGGUCUCGAUGCCUCGACCGCCCUCGCGUUUGCCAAGCAGUGCCGUACCAUCAGCGACGAGGCGCGCAAGAUUAACGUUGUCUCGUGCUACCAGGCAGGAAACGGCAUCUACGCCCAGUUCGACAAGGUGACCGUCAUCGCCGACGGCCAGGUCAUCUACUAUGGUCCCCGCGCCGAGGCCCGUGGAUACUUUGAGGCGCUGGGCUUUGUGCACAUGGACGGCGCCAACACUGCCGACUACCUCACCGCCGUCACUGCCGUCGACGAGCGCCAGAUCGCCGAGGGCUUCGAGAACGUGCCCACGUCCGCGGCCGAGUUUGCAGCCAUUUACGCCCAGUCCGACGUCGCCCGCCGCAUGCGCGCACAGGUCGACGGCAUGCUUGCCGACCGGGCCGCACGCGAGUCCGAGACCGAGCAGGAGCGCGCAUACUACGCCUCGCACAGGUCCAAGUACGCCAUGAGCCGUUUCUCCCAAAAGGUCUCGUUCGGGAGCCAGAUGAAGGCCGCGAUCGUCAAGGAUGUUCAGCAGCGUUGGGGUGACCAGUGGUCCUUCUGGGCCCGUCAGCUCACUACCAUCGUCAUGGGUCUCGUCAACGGCUCCAUCUUCUACAUGAUCCCCGCAACCACCACCGGUCUCUUCUUGCGCUGCGGUGUCAUCUUCAUGAUGGUCCUCUUCCCCACCAUUCUUGCCUUUGCCGAUGUCCAGGCCUCGUUUGAAGGCCGUGGCGUCCUGGGUAAACACAAGGCUUGGUCUCUUUACCGUCCCUCGGCCGUCCUGCUCGCUCAAACCAUCGUCGACCUCCCAAUCCUCGGUGCCCAGAUCAUGCUCUACGUGGUCAGCACCUACUGGAUGGCUGGCCUGCAGAACCUUGCGGGCAACUUCUUCAUGUGCUGGCUCUUUGUCGUGGUCUGCACCUUGUCCCUCACCACUCUCUUCCGCACCAUCGGCUACUCGUUCAACGUCUACAAUGACGCGUCCAAGGUGUCGGGCUCUGUCUUCACCUUUUUCGUGUUUUACGGUGGCUUUAGCAUCUACACCCCCAGUAUGCACCCCUGGCUGUCGUGGAUCCGUUGGAUCAACCCGAUCUACUACUCUAUGGAGGCCAUCAUCGCCAACGAGCUCGACAACCUCCACGUCACCUGCGCGGCACCCCAGCUUGUCCCCUACGGCACGCCUUACGCUGCCGCCGGCAUGCCGUCGGCCUGUGCCAUUAGCGGCGCCGUCGCGGGCCAGGACUACGUCUCGGGCACGGCGUGGAUGGAGGCUGCCCUUUGGUUCUACAAGCGCCACGUCUGGCGCAACUUUGGCAUCAUGAUCGCCCUCUGGUUCAUCUUCAUCGUCUUGGGCAUGUCCAUGCUCGAGUGGCUCCCUGCACAAGGAUCCACCCAGGACGUUACCCUCUUUGCGCGCGAAGGUAGCAAGGUCUUUACCCGUGAUGAGGAGGACGACGAGGUGCCCGGCCCCGCAGCUUUCCCCGAUGGCCACUCGAUCCGCCGCAAGCCCACCCGCCAGGACCUCGAGCGCCAGCUGACCGCGCAAUCGAUCCACCGUGUCGGCACGACGUUUACGUGGAAGAACCUCACCUACACUGUGCAGGCCGACGGCAAGGACAAGCAGCUCCUCGACAAGGUGUCGGGUUACUGCAAGGCCGGUACCAUCACCGCGCUUAUGGGCUCGUCGGGUGCCGGCAAGACCACUCUCAUGGACGUUCUCGCCGCUCGUAAGAGCGAGGGUGUCAUCACUGGCGAGGUCCUGCUCAACGGCCAGCCCCUCCCCAUCUCGUUCCAGCGCACCACCGGUUACUGCGAGCAGCUCGACGUUCACCUGCCUCAGGCGACUGUCCGUGAGGCUCUCGAGUUCUCUGCCCUUCUCCGCCAGCCCCGUGCCAUCCCCGACGACGAAAAGCUCGAGUACGUCGAGACCAUUAUGGAUCUCCUCGAGCUUCGCAACAUUGAGGACGCCAUCAUCGGUGAGCCCGGUGCCGGUCUUGGUAUCGAGCAGCGCAAGCGUCUCAACAUUGGUGUCGAGCUCGUCUCCAAGCCGUCGCUCCUGUUCCUCGACGAGCCCACCUCGGGUCUCGACGGCCAGAGCUCGUACAUGAUCGUCUCGUUCCUCCGCAAGCUCGCCGCCACCGGCCAGUCCAUCCUCUGCACCAUCCACCAGCCGUCCGCCGCGCUCUUUGCCGGCUUUGACCAGCUUCUCCUCCUCAAGGCCGGCGGUCGUACCGUCUACUUUGGCCCCACUGCCGACAUGCCCGAGUACUUCCAGAGCCAGGGCAUCACUUGGCCCGAGGACGUCAACCCGGCCGAGUACAUGAUCGACGUCGUCUCCGGUGACCUGGGCAAGGGCCGUGAUUUCGCACAGGUCUGGCUGGACUCGCCCCAGUACACCAAGAUGAUCCAGGAGCUCGAGGAGAUCAAGGCCGACAGCGCCCAGCACGCCGUCCACGCCACCGAGGACGGCUUUGAGUUUGCCGCGUCGACGUCCACCCAGAUGCGCCUCGUUACCAUUCGCGCAUCGAGGCAGCUCUACCGCAACCUCGAGUAUGUCAUGAACAAGUGCAUCCUGCACAUUGUCACCGGCCUCGUCGUGGGCUUUUCAUACUGGAAAAUUGGCAAUUCGUAUGCCGACCUCCAGAACCGCUUGUUCGCCAUUUUCGCCUUUGUCCUUGUCGCGCCCGGUGUCAUUGUCCAGACCCAGCCCAAGUUUAUCGCCAACAGGGACAUGUUCGAGACGCGCGAGAAGAAGGCCAAGUUUUACUCUUGGAAGGUGUUCUGCUUUGGUGAGAUUGUCGCAGAGGUCCCUUACCUCCUCAUCUGCGCGUUCCUCUUCUGGGCCUGUUGGUACAACACUGUCGGUCUCGACAUGAGCCCCGGCAUCGCCGGCCCCGUGUUCCUCCAGAUGAUCUUUUACGAGUUCCUUUACACCGGCAUCGGCCAGAGUAUCGCCGCCUAUGCCCCGAACGCGACGUUUGCCGCCCUCGUCCUGCCCAUCGUCAUGAGCGGCCUCCUGUCAUUCUGCGGCGUCAUGAUCCCCUACGGGGCCAUCACCGUGUUCUGGCGUUACUGGCUCUACUACCUCGACCCCUUCACAUACCUCAUCCAGGGCCUCGUCGUCUUCCCCAUGUGGGACCAGGAGGUGGUCUGCAAGGCCUCGGAGAUGGGCAGCUUUGACCCGCCCUCCAACAUGACCUGUGGCGAGUACCUCACCACGUUCAUGACCUACGCCACCGGAUACGUUGACAACCCCGACGCCACCUCGGGAUGUCAGUACUGUGGCUACGCAAAGGGAAGCGAGUACCUUGCGACCAUGAACAUGACCCGCCACAUUGACGGAUGGAAGGGCAUCCUCAUCACUUUGCUCUUCUGUUGCUCGUCGUACGCCCUCGUCUUCCUCCUCCUCAAGCUCCGCUCGAAGAAGACCAAGACUGCCGCUUAA